GUUCCCGUCCCUCGCCUCUCUCCCCCCUUCCUUCCCACUCUGUCUUCCCCCUCCCCUCCCCCCUGCGCCUCCGCCUUCACAGCCUGGCAUCAUCUCGCCCAGAAAAAACGAGACACACACCCGCCCAGCACCACCAUGCCGUCAGACUUCCUGGCCCCCCACCAUCUUGAGUUCCUCCAACCGGUGACCACCCUGGAGGGGCACUCAGACGAUAUCAAAUCCCUGGCCGUCCUGCCGGAUGGACGCCUUGUGUCCGGCUCGCGCGACGCCUCGGUGCGCAUCUGGCCCAAGGCCUGCUCGCUCGCCGGCGCCGAGCCCAACAUGACCGACACCACGGAGGAUCCGGUCAUUUUGCGCCACCACACGCGCUUUGUCAAUGCAGUCGCCGUGGUGCCCCCCUCGCAGCAGUUCCCCGAGGGUCUGCUUGCCACGGCCGGCAUUGACAACGAGAUUCUCGUGUACGACGUGGGCCUGCUGCAGCCCGGCGCCAGUGGGGAUGCCUGCUCGCCCACUUGGCGCCUGCGUGGGCACACCUCGAAUGUGUGCUCGCUUUCUGCCGCGGUGUCCGAAUCCGGCGAUCGGGCCUGGCUGGUCUCAACGUCCUGGGAUGAGACUGCCCGGAUUUGGGAUAUGACCACCGGCGUGUCGCUUUUCGUCCUGGGCGAGCCGCAUACCAUGGCCGUGUGGGGGGCGCUCAUCUUCCCCGAGGAGGACACCGUGGUCACCUGCGGCGGCGACCGGAACAUCUACGCCUGGAGUCUGGAGACUGGCCAGGUGAAGUACAGCCUGGAGGGCGUGCAUCAGGACUGCAUCCGCGGCCUUUCCAAGCUGCCGGGUGGCUCGGUGCUCGGCCCGGGCCCGGCCUUUGUAUCGGCCAGCAAUGAUGGCCAGCUGCAUGUGUGGGUCGGCCCGACGUUCAGCCCGACGCCGGUGGUCAGCUCGCCCGUGGGCACCCCUGCGCCGGAAAACCAGCGCCCCUUGUCGCUGAUCUACUCGACGACGGUGCUGCGAGUGACCCCGGACCACAUGGUGCUGGCCUCGUCCGGCGAGGACCGGACCGUGCGGGUGUGGAAGCUUGCCCGCACUGGCGGGGCUCUCUCCCUGCGACAGACGCAGGCCAUUCCGCUGCCGGGGCUGUCGGUGUGGGCGUGCGUCGCGCUGGCCGGACCGCCGGCGGUGACCGGCGAGAAGCCGCUCCUGCUGGCGGCCGCCGGCAGCGACCUCUGUGUGCGGGUGUUCUCCUCCGAGGCGCCGGCUGUCGGGACCUCGAGCCAGGAAAAAUACGAAAGUGCCCUGUCGAUCUCGGCCGUUCCUCGCGGCCUGUACGGCUCGACCGAUGGGGCUGCUGCCUCGGUGGAGCAGCUCCCGUCCGCGACCGGGCCCGACUGCGUGCGCUUUGUGCGCGAUCCCGCGAACCCCGAGAACACGCAUGCCUAUCAGUGGAUCAACCACCAGUCCAAGUGGCUGAACAUCGGUCGAGUGGAUGCGGGUGAGUCCGGAGGGGCCGGUGGCGCUUCAACCAGCAAGGUCCCCUUCGAAGGGCAGCUGUACGACUUCGUCUUCGACGUCGACGCCGAGGACGAUGCCCCGCCCAAGAAGCUCCCCUACAACCUGGGUGACUGCCCGUACAUGGCCGCACAGCGUUUCCUCGACACCCAUCUCCUCCCGCAGUCGUACCUCGAGCAGGUGGUCCAGUUCAUCCUGAACAAUGCCACCGGCGCGCGCGAGGCACUCUCCUCCGAGAGCAGCUCCAAUGCCUACUCCGACCCGUAUACCGGUGCCGGGCGCUAUCGGCCGUCCAUGGAUUCGACUCCCUCGGCGUCCUUCGGCCAUGGGGGGGCCGCCGCCUCGGCCGACCCGCUGACCGGCGCCGGGCGCUAUGUGCCGGAUGCCCCGGGCCCGGCCGCGGCCACGGCCAAGCCGGUCAAGAAGUCCCUGCCGGAGCCGGUUCUCCUGGCCCAGUCGAGUGCCAAGCGCGCCAUCGACACCAUUCGCGCCUGGCAGGCCAGCUCGUCUCCCGAUGAUUCGAUGACGUAUGAGGAGCUGACGCUGAUCGCCUCGCUCGAGGGUCCGCUCGAUAGCAGCACAUCCUUCCAGCUGACGCAGUCGGUCCUGUUCUGCAUCUACAAGGCUCUGCUGCAUGCCCCGCCGGGUGUGGUAUUCGGCGUCCUUGACCUGAUCUCCCUCAUCUCGGCGCGCAACACGCAGCUCCCGGCGGUGUGGCAGUCUUCCGGCAUCCCGGAUGCCCUGGUCGAUGCGCUGGUCACCUGCAGCCUGCUGAACAAGUCGCCGGCGCAUGCGGCCGAGAAUGGCAUCUCCCCGGGCGACCGGAUGCGCUGUGCCAUCAUGGGCUGCCGAGCGCUGGUCAAUGUCCUGGGCACCGCGGACCCGGCCACCGGCACGGCCGUGGCGUCGCAACUGACUUCGGAUCUCUUCUAUGAGUGUAUUUCCCGCCUGCCGGAGCAGGUGGUCGCUACUCCGGCCGGCGCCGGGUCCUUUGCGGCCCUCUGCUUGAACGCUGCCCGCUUUGUCGCAUACAUGCCAUCCAAUGCCAAGCGCGCGGCCCUGGCCGGAAGUCUGGCGGACGCCUGCUUGACCCUGAUCCCAGCCGAUGAGAUUCUCGACACACCGGCCGGCCAGCUGCAGCCCGGCCAGUUGCAGGCCAUCUCCGCCGGGGAGACCGCCCUCCGGGCGAUGGCCGUGCUGACGGGCCUGGCCCCGGGCCCAACUGACCCCGAGGAGGGGGUCUGCGGACUGGGCUGGAUUGAUCGGGUGAGCCAGCUGGCACACCACCAGGCGUCUGCCCCGGGGGUGGAGCUGCCAGGGCGCCAGCGGGUGUCUGCGGCCGCGCGCCAAGUCCUCGUCGCAUCGGAGGGCGCCCUGGCGGGCGGCCAUUAGGCGCGCGAGCCUGCCCCGGCCUCCCCUCCGAUGUGGCUCCCCGUUGGGCUGUGUGCGCCUCCCUCGGGUUCGGCUCGCUCGGCGCAUGCACGCGCGCGUCUUUCCCCGUCUCUUCCUUUCUCCUGUCCCGCUGCCCGACCGGGCCCGUGAGUCCUCUGCUCGUUUGGCCAUGUGCUUGGUCGAUGUAUCAUGUCAGAGUGCAUGUGCACCUGUGGAAGUGGCCCAAACGCGGGUGCUCGGGUCCACUCUCCGCCAUGGUCCCUUUCGCGGGAGGAAGAAUGAACAUUCGCCAGGCCGUCAGGAUUCGACAUGGCGCAGCUAACAAAACACAGGAGACGUGUAUUUUCCCAGUUUCACUGGAAGGGAGAAGCAAAUACACAUACACACACACACACACACACACACGCUCCGCCUCCCCCGAUCGAAAGGGAAGGCUGGUGCUUGCGGGCGGGAGGCGGGCGAGGGAGAGGGGGGGAAAGCUUCUGCACUCUGCUGCGUCCAAGGAGGCACGGGCGGGAUGAGAGGAAGAGGGAAGGGGGGAGAUAGAGCGGGAGAGCAGCGACCUGGGAGGGUCAUCAUGGCUGGACGAGACACAGCGAGGCAGCCGACUAAUGUGAAGCGCAGUAUCCCGUAUACCUACGAGGCGCAUGGGAGGGAGAGAGAGAGAGAGAG
Messenger RNA from Fonticula alba, 3570 nucleotides. RefSeq lists its product as hypothetical. The transcript is spliced from 14 exons. Bases 136 to 2898 code for a protein of 920 amino acids. Gene Ontology annotation, cellular component: nucleus; cytoplasm. The record is from RefSeq and is a predicted model, not a curated record. Gene Ontology annotation, molecular function: ubiquitin binding. Gene Ontology annotation, biological process: ubiquitin recycling; proteasome-mediated ubiquitin-dependent protein catabolic process. NCBI's taxonomy places the organism in Eukaryota, Rotosphaerida, Fonticulaceae.